AUGUCUGAUAACGACAGUAAUGAAGAUGAUGAUAUUAAUGAUAAUUAUACGAUACGAGAUCAAAUACCAAAGUAUUUAUCAAUGAAUAAUAAAGCAUUUGUUCAUAUGAUGAAAAACAUAAUGAAAAAUGUUCAAUCUAUUAGUAUGAAUGAUAUACAAAAAUUGGCUUUAUUAAUGCAUCAAGUUGCUGCUCUUCGUUUAAAAAGAGAGAUCACAACUAUCUAUUUACAAUCAGUAACGGGUACGUUGAUGCAACCAGAAUAUGAUUUAAUAGAAGUCUAUCGACGAGUUGGGGCGAUGCAAGUUCAAUCACUCAUGGCAACAAAAAAAAGUUAA
Molecule: messenger RNA, 336 nt
Organism: Rotaria sp. Silwood2
Lineage: Eukaryota; Metazoa; Rotifera; Eurotatoria; Philodinida; Philodinidae
Source: the annotation of a GenBank genome assembly